AGUUGAAAAUCACGUUAUGAACUCACUUCCCUACAUUUUUCUUCUCCUUCUCUCCCUCCGCCUCGCCGGAGCUUCCGAUUCUCCUCCGCCUUCCGCCGCGCUCUGUAAAACCACUCUCUACCCUAAGCUCUGCCAUUCGAUUCUCUCCUCCAUCCGAUUCUCGCCCUCCGAUCCCUACGGCUACGGAAAAUUCUCCGUCAAACAGUGUCUGAAGCAGGCGAUCAAAAUGUCGAGCGUAAUCGGCGGCUACCUUCGCCGUGGAGGCGGUUCGAGGCUGAAUCAGCGGGAGGCCGGCGCGCUCGACGACUGCAGAGAGCUCGCCGAUUUGAAUGUGGAGUUUCUGCGGUCGAUUGAGAGCGUAUUGGAGGCGGCGGAGGGCGUGGAUGAGCAAGUGGUGGAGCGCGUCGAGAGUAUUUUGAGCGCGAUCGUGACGAACGGCCAGACGUGUAUCGACGGAUUGGUGGAAUCGAAGAGCAGUUUGGGGAGUGCGCUAUCGGCGCCGCUGUCGACUGCCGGGGAACUGUACAGCGUGUCGUUGGGAUUGGUUAAGAACUCGCUGUCGCGGCGGUGGAAGAAGCGGCGGCAGAGUUUUCCGGGCGGCGGAGGGAACAGAGAGCCACUGAUCACGCUGAUCAAGGGACUGCGAAAAAUGGGGUCCUGCAACCAAUCCACAAUCUGCUCAGGAAGGGAGCGUUUGUUAACUGAUUUAGGCACCACUGGAAUUUUCAUCAACAACACUGUGGUUGUUAGCUCAACUGGUGCUGACAACUUCACAUCAAUUGGUGAUGCAAUUGCAUUUUCUCCCAACAAUUCUAUGCCUGAAGAUGGUUACUUUGUUAUAUAUGUUAGAGAAGGAUACUAUGAAGAGUACGUCGUCGUCCCCAAAUACAAAACCAACAUAAUGCUCAUCGGAGAUGGCAUUAACCGAACAGUGAUCACUGGAAACCACAGCGUCGUCGAUGGUUGGACGACUUAUAAUUCUUCUACCUUUACUGUUUGUGGGGAUGGAUUUGUUGCAAUAGACGUGACAUUUAGGAACACAGCAGGGCCAGAGAAGCACCAAGCAGUGGCAGUGAGGAACAGUGCAGAUCUCUCAACAUUCUACCGCUGCAGCUUUGAAGGCUAUCAAGACACUCUCUAUGUGCAUUCCUUCCGACAAUUCUACAGAGAAUGCGACAUCUACGGCACCGUAGAUUUCAUAUUCGGCAAUGCCGCUGCGGUUUUCCAGCAAUGCAACCUCUAUGCCAGAAAGCCCCUACCGAACCAAAAGAAUGCCUUCACAGCGCAGGGUCGAACCGAUCCGAACCAAAGCACAGGCAUCUCAAUCCACAACUGCACGAUCAGAGCUGCACCCGACUGGGCAAUGGACUCGAACGCGACGAUAGCGAACUACCUCGGGCGGCCAUGGAAGCAGUACUCAAGGACAGUGUACAUGCAGUCAUACAUUGGGGAUUUGAUCAGCCCUGUGGGAUGGCUGGAGUGGAAUGGAACAGCAGGGCUGGAGACAUUGUAUUAUGGGGAGUUUGAGAAUCAUGGGCCAGGAGCAAACACAAGUAUGAGGGUGAAUUGGCCUGGCUAUAGCUUGAUGAAUGCUACACAGGCCAUGAAUUUUACUGUCUAUAACUUCACUAUGGGAGAUACUUGGCUGCCUUAUACUGAUAUCCCCUUCAAUGGAGGUCUGGUAUGAAAUUCUUUCACCUUAAAUUAUCAUCUUUCUUUCAAGUUUUUGGUGAAUUGUUGAGAGAGAGCUGAGUUUCUAUGGAUACACACUGUAUACAUUCUUGGGAGCUGGGGAAUUUUUUUGGAGAGAACUCCAAAUAUUUUCAAAAGAGGAACCUAUAGAUAAGUUAAGUUUAUGAUGUUAAUCCUGGUUCGGAGCGUUUAGGGGAGAGAAAUCAAUCGUUUUUGGUAUUAAGCUCGAAAUUGAGAUUUCUUAGUCAGUAAGACAAGAGACCCUAGACCUUCGCUAACUAGGCUACCUCUUCAAGGCUAAAAAGAAAAGGCCCUUUUUAUAGUUAUUA
Momordica charantia (bitter melon) is the source of this 2021-nucleotide messenger RNA. RefSeq names its product putative pectinesterase/pectinesterase inhibitor 25. Gene Ontology annotation, biological process: cell wall modification. Lineage: Eukaryota; Viridiplantae; Streptophyta; Magnoliopsida; Cucurbitales; Cucurbitaceae. The record is from RefSeq and is a predicted model, not a curated record. Gene Ontology annotation, molecular function: pectinesterase activity; enzyme inhibitor activity.